Colletotrichum destructivum is the source of this 1231-nucleotide messenger RNA. Its product is annotated as Putative fumarylacetoacetase-like protein. The record is from RefSeq and is a predicted model, not a curated record. Gene Ontology annotation, molecular function: acetylpyruvate hydrolase activity. Bases 114 to 1082 code for a protein of 322 amino acids. Lineage: Eukaryota; Fungi; Ascomycota; Sordariomycetes; Glomerellales; Glomerellaceae. The transcript is spliced from 3 exons.
GUAUGCCACAUACAACCUGCUCUUAUCGACAAACCAACAGGGACUUUGCUCUUCCAGACGCACUCUGCUGACUCGGUCACUCUCCCAGUUCUCGUAAGCAUUAUUAGUUCAAGAUGAUAUCUCCUAAAUGGAAACGUCUCGUGCGGUUCAUCGCCGAGGACGACUGGAGGGAGUACAUUGGCGAGCCGGUGGACGAGAACGUUGAUGUCGGAGCCGCGCUGGCAGCAUCAACGCCCGUCCCGGUGCGUGUCUUCACCGGAACAUCAGCACUCGACGCCUCGGCAGAACCGACGUCAAGGAUCCUCACCAUCCAGAAGCUCCUGCCGCCCCUGACGCGGAAGGAAAUCGGCACGAUCCGGUGCAUCGGGCUCAACUACCGCAAGCACGCAAAAGAGAUGAACCUCGAGCUCCCGGAGCACCCGACCCUCUUCUUCAAGCCGGCGAGCUGCCUAAACGCGUCCAACGCGCCGCUCCUCAUCCCCCACCAGGCGACCGACCUGCAGGCUGACUACGAGGCCGAGCUGGCCGUCGUCAUCGGCCGCGACGCGCGGAACGUCUCCGUCACGGACGCCAUGGACUACGUCCUGGGGUACACGUGCUCCAACGACGUGACGGCGCGGAAGCACCAGUUCGCCGGCGCGCAGUGGGGGUUCGGCAAGGGCUUCGACGGCUUCGCGCCCAUGGGCCCCUGCAUCGUCAGCGCGAGCAGUCUGCCGGACCCGUCCGUGAUCGAGCUGCGGACCGUCCUCAACGGCGAGGUGAUGCAGGAGGGCCGCGGGGACGACAUGAUCUUCUCAAUCGCGGAGAUCGUGGCGUAUCUAUCCCAGGGCACGACACUAGAGGCUGGCACGGUGAUCAUGACGGGGACGCCCCACGGCAUCGGCGUGAGUCGGACCCCGCCGGUCUUCCUGGCGCCCGGAGAUGACCUUCGUAUCGUGAUGAGCCACGGUCUGGGCAGUCUGGUCAACAGGGUGGAGUACGAGGAGAGGCCGCAAAGGGUCACCAAUGGAGUGAACGGGCAUGUCAAGGCGGUCAAUGGUGUAAACGGUGUGACUGAAGUCAAGGUCAACGGUAUUCACUGAGAUGGAGCAAGUACAGCGAGUGGGAUUGGAUGUAUUAUGAGAGAAACAAAUGGGAUAGCAGGGUCGAGUAAUAAUGCUGAGUGUGAAACGGAGUCGUGCAGGUUACGAUGACGAUACCACGAUUUGGUUUGCUGCUGUAUCUACAUCCG